AAGUUUACAAAAACCGAAUGAUCGCUUGUCAGCAGCUGCGCGAGAGAUCGAGAGAAUCGAGUCCACAAUCACCCAUGGAUGGGAAGCCCACCCAGCGGCAUUGUCAGAACUUGUCGAGACUCGCUCCCUCGCUUCAUUCUGCUUUUUAGAAAGCCUGAUGCGUGAAAUCUGUCUCGCAUGCCCUUGCCGAUGUCUCUGAAUGAACAGAUGCAUACAAAAGAACAGUAUGUUCGACAGUGGGGCCACUGUGACGGAGCCCACGGUUAACUACCCGCUGUUAAAAGAGAAAACACACCUAUGCAUCGGAGUUUUUGCGGUUAGGGUUAAAGCUUUACGGCCAUGAGGAAUAGGUUCGAUCCUGAAUAAGCUCUAGGUGCAGAAUAAGGCAGAUUGUUAUCUAUGCCUCAAUUUGGUCAACUUGGCCCCAGUAAGUUGUGGUAAGUUUCGUCGAUCGAGUGCUACUCCAGCUUGUUUGGGCCGCACGAAAAAACCACCGAAAAGAAAUUGUGGUUGUAGUGGAAACACAGUGAAGUUCGGUGGAGCUGUGGGUGCAGACAACGUCGUCCUGGCUAGCGACGUCACGCCCCGGAGAAGCAGAAACUGACCUCAGCGAUUCAUUCUAAAUCCCAAAGUGUAGAGAAACGAAAUGUCGAGUGAGCGGUGAAUUGGAAGACACUAGACAUAUGUGUGACAGUUCACAAUGCCAGGUGAAAAGUAACUUGGGGUCGCGAAGUCGCCGCGGCAAUUAGCGGAACCGACGAUAGCGCCGCGAUUUACCAGCCCAAGCAGUAGGGGGCAAGUUAGCAAUCAAAUGCCCUCAAGGGUGGGAGCGGUCAGGAGGAGGAAUCCGAAGGGGCAGCGGACGGCGACCGGGGGAUUAGGAUACCCACCAAUUUUGGGACCCUGUGGGCCAACUCCGCCCAAUCAUCUCGUCAUUAGAGCUCUUCCCCUAUAGAUACUAUGCUUUGUGCUUUUGUGACGCCAAUGUUGCCGCAGUGAGUCUUGGCAUAGUCUAUUAUUCUGUUUGUUCGGAGUACUUGAUGGGUUUUCUGGACCGCGCUGUUUCACGUCCAGGGGGGAAUAUUCGGACUGCUAUUGAUCUGAACCUCCGAGAGACGCUUGGAUUGGUUCGUUGGUGGAAGUGAAUGUAUGUCGUCAUUGAAGAUCGAAUUUCGUGUUCGGGAACAUGUGAUAGAAUCAGGAAGUUUUUGAGGGAUUGUGGCGAGAUUUUGGAGGUCAUUUGUGAUUAGGAGUCCAGCCGGAUUCGCGAACGGGAGACGGAGGAGAAUCGAGCAUUGAGUGAUGACUCGUGAGCUGUAAAACUCAAGGGAGGUAAUUCAUUGUAUUGUUGACAGUGGAGGUGCGGAGGUGUGGAAGUGUGUAAAGACAUCGGAGAGCAGAACCAGAGAAGAGGAAGAGAAAAGAGAGGAAGCGGCUGAGAGGCCGAGGUGACUGUCGAGAGCUGGAUCCAGGGUUUGAAUUAUAGGCGGGUUUCGAAUUUCUUGGCGUUAUAGAGCCGACGUUGCGAAUGAGUUUGCUGGAUCCUCACUCAAGUUGAAGUGGAAUAUCGCAACACCAUUGGUAUGUGUCUGCACACGAAGCAGCAUAGACUUGCCAGCCAACCAAGACGCCCUCGACAUAGGGAUAGAAGAGAGGAGACGGGCUACCGCGUGGUUUAGCUGUCUGAGGUAACGAUCAUAUUGAGUUUCCAUACGAGAGGAACUUCUCGUCGAGUAAAGGGCGCAGGAGGAAGGCGAGGAACAUAGGACGAUAAACGUUUUUCAAAAUGAGUUGCAACGGUUGCCGUGUGCUCCGCAAAGGGUGCAGCGACAAUUGCAUCCUACGUCCUUGUCUUCAAUGGAUUGAGACCUCGGAAGCCCAAGGACAUGCCACUGUGUUCGUGGCGAAGUUCUUUGGUCGCGCAGGACUCAUGGGCUUUAUUAGCGCCGUACCAGAAAACCAACGCUCUGCGUUAUUUCAGUCUCUGCUCUACGAGGCCUGUGGACGGACGGUGAAUCCGGUGUUCGGCGCAGUGGGCCUUCUCUGGAGUGGGAAUUGGCAAAUCUGCCAAGCGGCUGUGGAUACCGUCCUCAAAGGCGGCACUCUUCGCCCUUCAUCUCCCUCAUCUCUGCCCUCUUAUACAUCUGCAAACUUGAGUUUCGCAGCGCCCUGCUUCCCAGCCUUGGCUAUGCCUGGGAAUUUCGCUACCCCUGCAGCUGGUAAAGUCGACGAUCCAAUUCAAAUUACUUUAUCCUCAAACGCACCCGCUGAGAAUUCUCUUGAUCAACAUACCGUCAGCCUUGGAAUCGGAUUGCCUGAAGAUAACUAUGCGGUGUCCAACGAACGCUUAAUAAGUUGCCAUGACAAGAUGAAUAGCGGUAGCUGGCACUCGGAAGCAGUCGUUGCUCAAAACAUGGAAACCAACUCCACUUGGCGAAACGAUGGGCAGUGUGAUAACUGGAACCCGCUCCACUCUGCUGGAGAAUUUCAGAGAGAUGGUCUUGGGCACAAGUCUAAUGAGUUGAAGCAGAGAGGUACACACAUGCGAGGGGAGUACGUGACCCCCCGGAGGGUCAAAGGUCGAGUGCAAGCAAGUCCGGAGGCGAAUUUCCUCUCAGGUGAAAGAGCGUGCGAGGAGCUGCCAGUGCCAGGCAAUGGAGCCGAACAGCUUGAGCUAGAUCUGACUUUGAAAGUGAAAGGAGUAAAGGGUGAGAAGACGGUGGGGAACAAGAGGCAAUCUAGCCCUUGUGACUCCGUGAAGUCUGAAGGAUCUGUCACAAGUCUAGACAGUUCUGUUCAUGAACCACCGAAACCGUGCAACUGGGCAUUAGAAAUGAGUCUUAUGCCACCAACCUUUCGUACGCUUCUGCCCCUGAUGCAGUAAAAUUUGCACCGUCUUAGAGUGGUGUAGAGGCAUCGCAUAUGAUGCUUUGCUGGAGCAUAUACCUUCUGCGUGCACUGGAUCAUUUCACCUUGGUUCAAAGAUUUUUCAAGGCUCUUUGUCGGGUAUCUCACAGAUAGAAGAUGCAGAAAACACAUGGACAACGAUUUUUACCACAGCUGCGUGUCGUAAAGAUAUAUAAUGCCGAUGAUAAGGUCGUUGAAUCAUAUCUCAUUAUCCAAAGCUAUUCAAGUAAGAGAAGCAGCAUGGUUAUGGUCCUCAAUGAACAGUAUCUUCAGAUUUGCAGUUUCAAAUUUUGAAUAGAUGAUCUUUGAUCUUUCGAAGACUCAUGGCAUGUGCAAGUGGGCUGACAGAAGGGGAGGUUUUGGUUAGAGUAGGGGUUAGUUUGCGGGAGUUCGUAGAAUAGAAUCAGAAGAGACAAUUUAGGACGAAAGGACGAUAUCAUCACAAGUGAGAUAUUUUUCCUUUACCUCGGAAGAAACGAAUGAUAAGGAGAACUUUAAUGUUUACCUUACCUUGGUUACAUUCAGGAUAAUCAUGUUCGACCCUGAAGUAAUCCAUCGUUGACACUGCUGAAUUUGAAUAAUAUGACAGUCUGGAAUAUAAUUUUGUUGUGGGUGUUGCAUUUGAAUAUAUAAAGGUUGUCAAUGCGAUUUCGAAA
Physcomitrium patens is the source of this 3563-nucleotide messenger RNA. RefSeq lists its product as uncharacterized. The record is from RefSeq and is a predicted model, not a curated record. Lineage: Eukaryota; Viridiplantae; Streptophyta; Bryopsida; Funariales; Funariaceae.